UCCCUGGGCAACACAACAACAGGGGCAGCCCCAGUGGAGCUGGCCCCCAUGGGGGUUCCCAUACUGGCCCUUUUCCCCACCAGUGGAAACCGAGCAGCAUGGGCGAGCUGGGAUCCCCAUGGGGGUUGGGCAUAGCACGCCACAACAACAGCUUCCCCUGGGGUUGGCCUGUGAGCAGGUCUGGCAGCCCUCUGCCGGGACAGUGACAGGAGUGGGGGCUCAGACCUCCUGGCCUGUACCCCCUCCUGCGGAGGACACUGACCCUCUGGGCUCAGUUAGGGAUGGGGCUAUACCUUUCGGGGAGACGUCAGCCCCACUGGGCUUUCACCUGCUGCUGGCUACAAAGGAAAAAAUAUGGAAAGGGGAGUACGUCGACUUAUUCUCACUUCUAUACAGGGAGCCAGUUAGGAAGGAGAAGGAUAAGGGCGAAGAGGCAGAACCAGACAAGCCCAAGAGGCGGCGCAUAGAACGCACUUGAGCAAAUUGGUUGCCUGCAUUUCUCACAUACAUGGGGGUGGUGAUGCAGAAACAGCCACAGAGGGGCCCCAUUCUUAUUAAAUACCUCGAUAUCGUAUAUCGGGGCUACUCUGAGUUCCAGGGGGCAGCAUGGCUCGCCUAUGACGAGGCGUUUCGUAUGAGGGCGGCCUUUGAUACUUCCCUCCCCUGGGACAAAAAGGAAGCAGACCUGUGGCUACAGUUCAUGUCACACUCCAAGCCCAUAGCCGGGGAUAGAACAGACAGCGGCCAUCUCUUGGCCCGCCAGGCUGCAGCAGCUCCUUCCCGCGGGCCUGCGGGGCAGGGGGUUCAACCCCGCCUGCUCUGCUGGGAGUUCAGCUCCCGAGGCCACUGUGGUGGUAACCCCUGCAGGUUCCGACACGAGUGCGCAAUAUGCGGGGGUCCGCACUCCUGUGCUGCCUGCCCCAGGGGCCGCCCCUUCAGAGGGGGAAACAGGGACCCAGCUGGCGCUAGGAGACCAGGAGCUGCUAGCGCAGCUCAAGGAAAAGGGCCCCAGUCCAGUUAAACUCCCUGAACUCCAGCGCUUGCUCUGCCUUUACCCUCGAGUCCAAGACGCCCAGUUUUUACUCCAGGGCUUUACAGAGGGCUUUCGAGUCCCCUAUUCAGGUCCCAGGCACCCCUUUAUGUCCCGCAACCUCAAAUCCGUGGUGGCCAUGGAAUCUGUCGCUGGGGAAAAAAUUGGAAAGGAGGUCAUGGCAGGCCGCGUUGUGGGCCCCUUUACGGCUCCACCCAUCCCUUCACUCAGAGUUUCCCCACUGGGCCUCGUUCCCAAGAGGGCACCAGGCGAAUUUCGCCUUAUACACCACCUGUCUUUUCCCCAGGGCGGGUCAAUAAAUGACUUCAUCCCAUCAGACCUCUGCUCUGUACGCUACACGUCAUUUGACUGUGCGGUUCGUAUGGUUAGGGACUGUGGGAUUGGCGCCCUCAUGGGAAAGUGUGACAUAAAAUCAGCCUUCCGUCUCCUCCCUGUGCACCCGGGGGACUUCGAGCUGUUAGGCUUUGCCUUCAUGGGCAAAUACUAUGUGGAUAGGGCAUUGCCUAUGGGCUGCUCCAUCUCAUGCUCGGUUUUUGAGCGCUUCAGUUCUUUCUUGGAGUGGGCAGUCAGGAGACGGGGAGGCCGGCAAUCAGUGGUGCACUAUUUGGACGACUUCCUGUUUGCGGGCCCUGCAGACUCGGGCGCCUGUCAGGCAUUUAUGGAGCAGUUCGCAGGGAUGGCCGGGGAACUGGGUGUUCCCCUCGUGGCUGAGAAAACGGAGGGCCCGUCCACCACCCUCACUUUUCUAGGCAUAGAUAUUGAUACAGUAGCCCAAUGCUGCAGGCUCCCGCCGAACAAGCUGGUGGCCCUUAAGGGAAAAAUCUCGGAGGUGGUUGGGGCAAAGAAGGUGACAUUGGCCACUCUUCAACAGCUGGCAGGCCAUAUGAAUUUUGCAUGCAGGGUGGUAUCACCCGGGCGCGCAUUCUUGCAGCGCGUGUACGAUGCCAUGGCGGGACUCUCACACCCCCACCAUCACACACGUGUUACGGCCGCCCUCCGGGAGGACCUGACAGUUUGGUCCACCUUCCUGCGGGAAUUCAAUGGGGUCUCAUUAUGGAGAAGGGAUCGCCUGUUGGAAGCAGAGCUACAGGUUUGCUCCGACGCCUCAGGUUCCUGCGGCUUUGGGGUCAUUUUCCAUGACUCAUGGUGUCAUGGCAGCUGGCCACAGAGCUGGGCGCAGUCUGGCCUAACCAGAGACCUGACCUUUUUGGAGUUCUUCCCCAUUGUCGUGGCUGUACACCUGUGGCCCGACAAGCUGGGCAAUUCCUCAGUCCACUUUUGGUGCGACAACCUCCCUACGGUGCAUGUCAUCAACACCCUGUCCUCUAGAAACCCCAACGUUAUGCAUCUGGUUCGAGUGUUCGUGCCCCAAUGUCUCCACUACAACAUACAGUUCCUUGCACGCCAUGUCCCGGGUAUUGAUAAUAGUAUUGCUGAUGCUCUAUCACGGAACCAGAUGGAGAGAUUUCACCAGCUGGCGCCGUGGGCGAAGGCUCAGCCGGACGUGGUACCAACAGCGCUAUGGGAGAUUGGAGGACCGAAUCAGAACGGGCCAUAAGCCUGUCUGUGGCACCCAGCACUUUGGCCAGCUACCAAGGGGCAGGCUGCUGGGAAAGAUCGGAGCCAGUGAACAUCCUCCUCUGUGGCCACAGUAUGAUUUUCUGGGCAGGCCGCAAGGCGGCAAAGUCCCGCAUUGGAACGCAGCUGGGGCUCAGUCAGUGGGCCUCUGUGCGGUGGCUGGGACGCCGGGGGAUGCGCUGGGACGGUCUCCUGCCUACCUUGUUCCAGUUGGCUGUUGACCGGGAGGUGCCCCAGGUGCUGGUCAUACACCUGGGAGGUAACGACCUGGGUUUGUUGAAGGGCAAGGCCCUAAUCGAACAGGCAUGUAGUGACCUCCAGGCCAUUGCGCUGCGUGCACUUGGUAUGGUCUGACAUCCUGCCGCGCAGGACGUGGAAUUGGGCUGGCAACCCACGGGGAAUGGACAAGGCUCGGAAGAAGGUUAAUAGACAGAUUCAGAAGGACAUCAAGGGCCUGAGGGGUUCCACAAUACACCACCCAGAGAUCAAGCACGAUAGGCUGGAGUUAUUUAGGCCAGAUGGAGUGCACUUGACUGACGGGGGCAAUGACAUCUUCCUGAUGGACCUGCAGAGGGGUGUGCACCGGAUUCUUAUCGGGUGUGGG
Rhineura floridana is the source of this 3233-nucleotide messenger RNA. RefSeq lists its product as uncharacterized. Bases 1140 to 2609 code for a protein of 489 amino acids. The transcript has 2 exons. The record is from RefSeq and is a predicted model, not a curated record. NCBI's taxonomy places the organism in Eukaryota, Metazoa, Chordata, Lepidosauria, Squamata, Rhineuridae.